Molecule: messenger RNA, 5533 nt
Organism: Epinephelus lanceolatus (giant grouper)
Lineage: Eukaryota; Metazoa; Chordata; Actinopteri; Perciformes; Serranidae
Gene: tlcd5a
Product: TLC domain containing 5a
Cellular component (GO): membrane
Source: RefSeq, a predicted model, not a curated record
CUGCGUUUGUGGACGCGUCACAAUCCCACAGGAAAACGCUUUGUUAGCCUCCUAACGUUAGCCUGCUACCGGUUAGAGUGCUAGCAUAGCAUAACGGAUCCAGCUAACAGAGUAUUUAGCCUGUCAGUGAGCAUCCUCUUAAAUGGAGGGAUAAACCCUUGUCCUCCUGCCCUUUCAGUUUGCCAACAUCAGCUGCCCUCUGUGGGAGCUAGCUUGGUUUAAAAAGGGAAAACACAUUAGUGAGUGAUGACAUAAAUCCGGCUAGCUAGUUGCUAACUGCUAGUCCUGUAUUUUAUUUUUACAGGUUUCCAUGGGAACGUAAUUUAAGCGUUAUACAUGUACCUCUCUCUCAUGUUGAGCAUUUUAAAAACCCAAACGACUUCCAUUUCUCUUAUUCAAAAUGCAUUUAACAGCUCCAGUGUCUCACCUGUGUGUAUAUAUAACUUUAUUUAACCAGUAAAGUUUACUAAACCUGUUUAACUUGAGACUCCUGGCAAAGACAGCAGCACCACACAGGACACAGAGGUUAUAAAACACAGUUAUAAUGCAUUACAUUAAAAUUACUAUGUAUGUUAUUUGAAUGAUGCAGUUCUCUCCCGCGCCCCUGGUUUUUCUGGUGUUUACUUUAGUUUCAUGCAUAACACCUUGUUUGUGUAGGUUGUUAGUUUUGGAUCCUGUUUUUGGGUUUGGUUUUCUUAUCUCUUUUUAUGUUUGUUUUUUGAGUGUUUGUGUUAAGGCGUGGGUUGUUCCUGACAAAAUAAUACCUAACCAAACUUAACUUCUAUAUAUGCUCUCAUUUAUAAAGCAGCAAACAGUCCCAGUAUUUCACCUACCCAUUGCAGCCAUUUUAUGUUACAAGUGAAGUGAUCAAGACAGAAGUUGAUAAUAGAGCUUUAAAGACUAAUGGAUUAGGCGUCAACUAUUGGGCUAACUUAUUCGCCAGCUGAUUUUAUUGUUGAAUAAUUGUUGUGAGUAUUUUUUUUUUAAGAAAAUGAAAGCCAAAAUUAUUUGAUACCAGCUUCCUAAAUUUGAAUAUGUUCUGUUUUUCCACUCCUCUUUGACAGUUAACUUGAAUAUUUUUUGGUUGUGGACAUAACAAGACAAUUGAGGACGACAUUUAAGCCUUUGUGACACACUGGUCAAUUAAUGGGUUAAUUGAAAAUAUAAUUCACAGAUCAUUUAACAAUGAAAAUAAUUACUUUUGGGUUUCGGACUGUUAAUUGGUCAACACCAGCAAUUUGAAUAAAUCACGUAAGGGCAAUUUUUCAGUAUUAUCUGACAUUUUAAAAUGCUUAAUUGCGAAAAAACAGUUUGUAACUGCCACUCUGUUUUGCAUACAGUUUAAGUUAACAGUUGAGUUGUCAACAAACUGAGUUGUCCUGCUACAUAUACUGUAAUAUUACGGCUCCACCUCUCCAAGCCCCCCUGACAUCCUUGUAUCUACGCAAGCAAGACAACAAUAAUAUUUUUAUGACACAUGUCAUUUAAAAACAACUGAAAUAACCUUUCUCUCUGAUGAGAACUGUCUGAGACCCUGCACCCAGUAACCUCUCAUCUAGUUUUGAAACUUGCUUGAAGUCUUUGAGACUUCUUGUUCCACUCCAGUGAGGGUGGGCCCGACCAUCUGCAUGGUCUCACCUCCUAGUACAAACGUCACAGCAGAAGAAGAGACGUCCCCCUCACCCCACCAGACCCUCGACCGGCCAACUAUAGUUCUAUUAUAGUUCAAGCAAAGGCUAAUUGUUGGUCACUUACAAAGGAUUGCACAGUCCAAGUCUCUGGACGGUAAUGCUGUCUCUUUCUACUAAGAGAAGAUGGCACUGGUUAUGGUUUGUGCGUUCCUGAGCCUGUCUUGUUGGGUCUCUCUCUACUUUAUCUUGUGUAACCUUAACGGGUCCAGGAGCUCCGAGUGGAACUGUCGACUUGUCACCCUGGCACACGGCAUCUUGGCAGUCUGCAUCACAGGAUACAUAGGCUAUGUGGAUGGACCCUGGCCUUUCACUUAUCCAGGCACUAAGAACACUCCUCUGCAGAUAGGUGCCAUGGUGGUGAGCCUGGGCUACUUUAUCUUUGAUAUGGCCUGGUGUGUGUACUUCCGCACAGAGGGACCCGUUAUGCUGGCCCACCACACCAUGAGCAUCUUGGGAAUCCUGUUGACCCUGUGGUUGGGGGAGUCUGGCAUCGAGUCCUGCGCGGUACUCUUUGGCAGCGAAAUCACCAACCCCCUCCUGCAGGCACGCUGGUUCCUCAAACAGACAGGACAUUACGGGACGCUGCUGGGGGACGUUGUGGACGUCCUGUUUGUGCUGCUGUUUGUGUUGAUGCGAGUCUUUGUGGGAGGCACAAUGCUGUACUGUGAGCUGAUCUCCCCAAGACCCAGAUUCUUUAUCAAGUGUGGGGGAGUGGCUAUGUACGCUCUAUCCUGGGUGUUUAUGGUGGACAUUGUUCGAUUUGCCAUUCGGAAGAGCAAGAGCUGGCAGAAACAGAAGAGGGACCAGCAAGAGAUAGUGGCAGCUAAUGGUCAUGACGGGAAGAAGGACUGAUCGGCUUGUGCUUCUCUAAAGGAAAUCUGUGUCUGUGUUUUUCACUUUGGACGCACAAGGGAAAGUGCAAAGAAAAUCAACUUUUUGUAUGUUAAACAGAUUUAAAAAGGGAUAUUUCAGAGUGAUGUCUCGUGACAUCUGUAAGGUCUAACACCUGUGCAUUUUUGGAAGAAAGAAAAAACAUUUUUUAUGCAGUUAUUGCAGCUGAACAUGUGUUUGAUUACUGAGUAAAAUGUGCAGUUAACAACACAGAUGUAGUUUAUGUCACUGAAAACCAAAGCACUUUCUAUAAACACAUGAGCAGAUGUUGCUUUCAGUUGCAGUGAACUGUGGCCUAGUCAUAUGUGGUGGUGUUGCUUCAAAGGAGAGCUCGAUGUUAGGAAAGAGACAGUUUACAUGUAAUGCCUGUCCUGCUUGAGAAAUUUUUGUAGUCAUUUCAGAACAAGUUAGGAGUGGUUUCCUUGGAACCCUGUUUUUUUGUCUUUUUUUCGGUGCAUGGGAAACUUUAAGCAGAUGUGAAAGGUGUACUCAGGGAGAUGAAGUCAUACCAGAAAGUUCCAGAGAAAUGUGUGUGAUGUGUUUGAUUACUUUGUUAGAUUUAGUUUAUCAUUCCUAUAAGCUUUUGCCUGCUGUGUGAAAUCCUGUCGCAGAGCCUGCCCAAAAAACAUUUCAGUUAUUUUACUCACUUCAUGUAAAGUGAUACACAGAAAGGAACCACUAAAUUACAUAGUUCUACACUGGUAAUGCUAUUUUGCAGUCCAUCUGGAUAUUUAUAUUAAUGAUGAAUAUCUUGAAAUGUUUAAUGAAAUGGUGUCAGAGUUUGUACUUAUUAUAUUAAGUUAUCUUAAGUGUUUCCUCUCAGACGAUUUGCACUCUGUGCUGAUAGCUCCCAGUUAAUUUAAUUUAAUAGAGUCAUGUUUCAGUCUCACUGAGAUCUUGUUAGACAUGACAAUCAAAUGCAAUUUAUUGUGAGCUAUCUGACUUCCUCUUCAGUUCUUUUUUUUGUAUCCACCUUUAAAUCCUAGGGCAAAAUGAAAACCUAUGCAAUCAUGCAUUCAUUUUUUGUUUCUAGCCCCUAGAGUUUUACGCCGAGUUUCAGAGGUCACGUGUGUAGGAUUUAGGGGGAUAUAUUGGCAGAAGUGGAAUAUAAUAUAAUAAGUAUGUUUUCUUUAGCGUAUUAUCACCUGAAAAUAAGAAUUGUUUUUUCAUUUUGUUCAUUUACCUUAGAAAGAGCUGCUCUUAUCUACAUAGGGAGCAGGUGCUUGUUGACAGAGAUCUCCAUGUUGCACCGCCAUAUUUCUACAGGAGCCCAAAAUGGACAAACCAAACACUGGCUCCAGACAGGGCCAUUCACUUUUUCGCAUCUGCCUUUGUGGUUAGCGCCCCCUCUGUGAUGAAUUGAAUGGAUUUGGAAGCGAUGUGACCUAAGUUGCGUGGCACAUAUCCGAAGAUCUCUCACAAAAUAGUGCAGACUUUUCUGGAGAUUCUCUACUGCACGCCAGUCUUUCACGUUUGCCAGCGUCAUGACUUGCCAUCAGUAAUUUGAGUUUCAUUUUAGGCAAACUCUUUGCGUGAAAAUGUUGACAGUAGUUUUUUUCCCUCUUCUUCUGAUAUUUUUUAGGUAGAUUUAAGGUGACAGUAGUCCCAGAGUUUUACAUUUUUAUUUAAUUUUAAUUUUAUUGCAUUUAUUUUAAAAAGCAAGGAUUCAAAAGUACCACCUGGUCUGUUUGUUUUGGAGAGGAAGAGACCUGUAGAUAAUUCGGCCCCUGGUAAAAACCUCCUGAACAACGAACACUGAAGGAUUACUACCCAGGAGUUAAUGCGUGGCACAGAGGAGAAGUUUCAGCUAGUUGCAGGCUGCAGUCCUCACCAAUAGAUGUCACUAAAUCCUACACACUGCUCCUUAAACACAAGGCAGUGACACUAUAGUUAGUUGUCAUUUAGCGACUGUCAGUGAAAUCAUUUCAACAUGAUAUAAUCAUAUCGGGUUAUUGUUAUUGCCAAAUUCUGCUUCGUUCAUCCCAAACACACUAACAUACAAAAAUAGUGAUUUAAAUUUUUCGAUUGAUGUGUGUAAAGAGUUUUGACAGUUUUAGUAUUUAAUGUGUGAUUUUGCCUACAUUUGCUAUAAUGUCAUAUUAAUUACCAGAAAAAAAUAUAUUCAUCUCAAUAUUGUGAUGUUGAUUCCAACCACACUGAACACAUACGUGCAUAAAGACAGGUAGAGUGUCAUGCAUAGAGAAUAUUAUAUUACAAUUUAGCCUGCUCCAUGACUGGAUUUGUUUCAUGCCUUGAAGCUUACCGCACUUCCAGGUUUCAUCCUCAUGCUCAGACUUGAUAUCUGUGUUUUUAUUAUUAUGAUAUAUCUUUUUUUUUUUUUUUUUAUUGUACUGCACAUGGAUGUCUUCAGUAAUGUGCUCAAAAACCUGCCAUCCCUUUGUUUCCCUAUUUAUAUUUGAUUGACAUUUGAUGUGUUGUGCUCAUACAAAGUCUGUUUACAUGGCUGCCAUUGUUGAGAAUCAUGUUAGCAUCACUGUUGUCUUCAAGAAGGUAAAAAUCUAACUGGUGUGUGCCUUAGUUAUCUGAAUGUACUUUCCUAAUUUUUCGUUUGUUUUUUGUCCCGUGCUGUACUGUAAACCCUCCAACGUAAGGACGUAAUGACGAACCGUUUUCAGUCGCGGAUGGAUUGUUUGUAUGCUUUCAAAUAAAUUUUAAUCAAUGAAAUUUCAACUAAAACUAAAGGAUGAGCUGCAGUUGCAUCAUUAAAUGCCACAAGUACUGUGAUGUAAUAUAGGACUGAGACUGAAGUUACCUCAACUGUCCACAUGAUGGUGUCAUAUCAAUUAUAUAUGAAUGAUCAGUGAGGAGACAUGAGUCAUUUGGCAGUGCUUGUAUGAAGACAAUAAAAGGAUGAAAGAAAAUAUGUCAUUGACAACUGAAAAUAGUGUCACAUUCUACUUGAGUUGAUCACAGUUGGCCAGUUUAACUUU